AUGGCUAAAAACUAUGGUUUCCUUAUUUGCAUACUUGUCAUGGUGAUGGAUAUUAUUGCAGGCAUACUAGGAAUUCAAGCAGAAACAGUUCAAAACAAGGAGAAACACAUGAAGAUAUGGUUGUUUGAUUGUAGAUAUCCUAGCCAUCAAGCUUUUAAACUAGGAGUUGCGGCGGUUAUUCUCUUGCUUCUUGCUCACGCAAUUGCUAACUUGCUUGGAGGUUGCAUUUGUGUUUGGUCUAGAGAUCAAUACAGAUCAGCUACAGCUAAUAGGCAAUUAGCAGUGGCUUUUCAAAUCUUCUCUUGGAUUGUGUUAGCAGUUGCAUUCUCUAUGCUGAUUAUAGGCACAUUAGCAAACUCAAGAUCAAGAAAAUAUUGUGGAAUAUUUAAUCACAGAUUUCUAUUCAUAGGUGGCAUUUUGUGUUUCAUACAUGGAUUGUUCACUCUUCCUUAUUACGUUUCUAUCACGGCCAUGAGAAGGGAAGAAAAGAGGCAACAAACCCCGGGACCCGCCGUAAUACGUACUUAA
Messenger RNA from Vicia faba (fava bean), 528 nucleotides. The record is from the annotation of a GenBank genome assembly. Lineage: Eukaryota; Viridiplantae; Streptophyta; Magnoliopsida; Fabales; Fabaceae.